GUUUGAGAUGACAUUUAUAUAUCGCGAUAAAAUUAUAAAAUUUAAUUAUCAUUUAUAAUAUUUUAAAAAAGUAUACUAUAUUUUAAUUUUAUAUUUUUUUCCCCCUCCCGACAUCGGAGAGAAAUGAUUCUUUUACAAAAAUUUUAGAUAUUAUAUGGCUUUUCAGAACCCAGUAAGAGUUUCCAAUGAAUUUCAAAAUAAAAAUUUUACUCAGUAUCGUCACAUUAAUUCAACGAAUUUAAUUGUCGAAAAUCUUAAAAACAAGAAUAAUAUUUAUACAAAUGUUAAUUCCAAAUAUGAAUAUGGAAAUUCUGAACCCAAAACUUUGGCCGAAAAUUACUUCGAUUCCCUAGAAUUCAAUAACGAACUUCAAUUUGAUAAGGUUACAGUGGGUACACAUGGAUUAAAUAAAAGUCAUGAAAAUAUGGUUACUUACAAUUACGUCGAUGACAAUGAUAACGAUAUUAUAAAUUCUGAUAGUGAUCAAUUCCCUAUUCAAAGAAGUAAUCAUGACAUUAAUGGAAAUUACGAUUUGAUUACCGAUGUCCCUGAUAAUGAACAUCGCAGACCUAACAGACGUGAUUCAAUGGCAUGUCUUGAUCCCAUUACUGUAGAACAAUUUUUGUUAGGAAGCAUUGAUAGUGAACCAAUAUCAAAUAACCCUUCACAUUCUUAUAAUAAUUCUUGCGACAAAAAUUUAAGCAGUGCAUCAAAUUGGGAAUCUAGCCCCCACUUAAACCAACAGACCUUGGUAAGUGAUACGGGUAACGUAGCUAAUUUCGCUUGUAACAAAAAAGCGGCCCAACAGUUUGACUCUUACGGAAAAAACGAUGAUUAUUUAAUUGAUAAAUUGGCCAAUUAUUGUUCGCCCGGUGAUGGGUCUGAUUUAAAUGACUUGCGCAACAACAAAUAUAAGAUGUCCAUUUGUUCCUUCGAUACUUUGGCAAAUGAAAAUAAUGUAAAUUCUUCAAUCGAUAAUAAUUGUCAUGUGGGAUUAACUAAUAUUGUAACUACUGUCAAUACGUUGAACCCGAAACUUCAACGCAGAGUCGUUAUUGUGACUAAUUCUUCGACGUUUCCCUGCGAUACUAAAAUCUUUAACGAUAGCGUUUAUAAACCACUUUCCAACAUAAACAACAACGCCAACGACCAACCAAAUUUUCAAGAAGGAUUCAAUGGAAAUAAUGUUUCGGUGGUCAAUUAUCCCCAAAAUGGCUCAAAAAAAAUAUAUACACCGAGUUCUCUAGCUCCAAUCCCUUAUAACGGUAACGAUCGAUCCAACCAACCACCCCCAUAUGAAUCGGCUCAUAAUCUAUGCAAUCCUUGGUUCAAAUCGAACUACCCUCAGCAAAACAAUCAACACGACCAUAUCAUCUCCCAUCUGAGGGGUCAGCUAGAAUAUAAAGAUGAAAUCAUAGCCAGAUUGAGGAGUCAAUUGGAUAAAUUCCAGUCCGUCUUUUUGCCCGAUUCCUUUCCCAACAAUUCCUCAUUCAAUAAUUUAUCUUCAAAUAAUAUAUCCAUAUCGGAACCGAGAAUAAUAAGGGCUAUGGGUAUAUCAGCUCACCCCGCGGACCCAAACUCAAUCUUGGAAAUGGGAAAACUUAAACUACAAAAAUAUCCCAAAUCAGAAAAUUCCAAGGACUGUAUUAAAUCAGCUAUCCUUAACAACGCGUUUAUGAAAUAUAUGGAUGGCCAGCAAAUCAAGGAACUCGUUGAAUGCAUGUAUCCAGUGUGCUACUCGAAAAACAAUAUUAUCAUAAACGAAGGCGACGUGGGAAGGCUAGUGUAUGUCCUGGAGAAAGGAACGCUCCACGUAACCAAAGAGAACAACCAUUUAAUCACCCUAAACCCCCCAACUAUUUUUGGGGAGUUAGCGGUUCUAUACGAUUGCCAAAGAACGGCAACUGUCUUUGCUAUGACUGAUUGCAAUCUAUGGGUCAUCGAUCAGUAUUCAUUUAAAUCGAUUAUGGUGAGGACAGCUAUGAUUAGGCAAGAAGAAUACAUGAGAUUCCUCAGAAGCGUUCCGACAUUUUCGACAUUAAGUCAAGAUACCAUAUCUAGAAUAGCCUACGUCAUCGAAGAAACCCAUUAUGAUCAAGGAACUUACAUAAUUCGCCAAGGAGCUCGGGGCGAUACAUUUUUCAUCAUAAGCAGGGGAGAAGUUAAGGUUACACUGAUAGAUCCGUUUGAGCAGAAAGAGAUAUUUAUCAGAACAUUAGGAAGUGGGGAAUUUUUCGGAGAAAGGGCCUUAAAAAGCGAAGACUUGAGGACAGCAAAUAUUAUCGCAUCAUCACCGGAGGGAGUAGAUUGUUUGGUUAUAGAUAGAGAAGCUUUUAAUCAGCUUAAAAUGGAUUUGGAUGACGCACUUAAAAGAGAUUACUAUGAUAAUUACGGAUCUCACAUAGAUUUAAUCGACGAAAAAUUUUUGAAUCUGUCCCUCGAAAACUUUAAGCGCGUGGCCACUAUGGGCGUAGGCGGAUUCGGAAGAGUCGAGCUGGUAGAAAUGUGGGACCCCACCUUAAUGACUUGCAAAUAUUUUGCCAUGAAAAUCAUGAAGAAAAAGCACAUCGUAGAAACGCAUCAGCAAUCUCACAUAUUCGCCGAAAAGCAAAUUAUGAUAGAGAGUCAAUGCCCGUUUAUUGUAAAAAUGCACAGGACAUUCAAGGAUAAUAAAUAUUUGUACAUGUUGAUGGAUUCGUGUCUGGGUGGAGAAUUGUGGACAAAACUAAGAAACAAGAAUUGUUUCGACGAUGUGACGGCCCGAUUUUACACGGCAUGUGUGGUGGAAGCUUUGGAUUACUUACAUUCCAGGGGCAUCAUUUAUAGAGAUUUGAAACCGGAAAACAUAUUGUUAGACGAGAGCGGAUACGCUAAAAUAGUUGAUUUUGGAUUUGCCAAAAAAAUUGGGUUCGGGAGGAAAACUUGGACAUUUUGCGGGACAUCGGAAUAUGUUGCACCGGAAAUAAUAUUGAACAAGGGACACGAUUUUUCUGCCGAUUUCUGGUCCUUGGGAAUACUCAUCUUUGAACUCUUAGUAGGAAGACCACCAUUUUCCUUCUAUGACCCCAUGAAAACUUAUAACAGUAUACUCAAAGGUAUCGAAGCCGUAGAUUUCCCCAAAUCAGUUUCCCGCAACGCUAUCAAUAUUAUCAAAAAAUUUUGCCGGGAAAAUCCUGCAGAAAGAUUGGGUUACUUAAAGAAAGGAAUAAAGGACAUUCAGAAACACAAGUGGUAUGAAGGAUUCGAUUGGGAAGGCCUACAAAAUCGGACGCUACGACCACCAAUCUCGAUAAAUAUUAACUCGCUAUAUGAUGUUUCAAAUUUCGACGAAUUCCCAAACGAUGAUUUUCAAGAACCAGAAGAUGACAUAAGUGGUUGGGAUAUAAAUUUUUGAAGAAAAAAAUUAAACGAACAACCAAUUAUAACCAAUUGUUAAUGUCUCCAUUUUUUUUAUAUUUUCCGCCAUUUUAAUUCCACCAAAAUAUGAAAUAUUUUUCAUAAUUUUUAUUCCACCAAAAUCUGUAUUUUCCGCCAUUUUUAUUCCACGCAAAUAAUUUUUUUUAAAAAAAAAAAAUUUUAUAAGUUAUAUUUUUAAAAAAA
Gordionus sp. m RMFG-2023 is the source of this 3600-nucleotide messenger RNA. Its product is annotated as cGMP-dependent protein kinase 1-like. Gene Ontology annotation, molecular function: cGMP-dependent protein kinase activity; ATP binding. The coding region runs from base 155 to 3394 and encodes 1079 amino acids. NCBI's taxonomy places the organism in Eukaryota, Metazoa, Nematomorpha, Gordioida, Chordodea, Parachordodidae. The record is from RefSeq and is a predicted model, not a curated record. The transcript has 16 exons. Gene Ontology annotation, biological process: protein phosphorylation.